AUGAGCUGUAACGACGCUCAAAAGGUUUCAUGUGCAAAGUUUAUGUUGAUUAACGAUGCUGGACAUUGGUGGGAUUCCGAAACACAUACUAAAACUGCAGAACAACUAUGUAAUCUCACUUGGAAUCAAUUUAAGGAGUCGUUGAUGGGUAAAUAUUUUUCCCGGCCAUUGAGGGAUCAAAAGGAGGUAGAAUUUCUCCAACUCGCGCAAGGAAAUUUACCACUUGGGGGGUAUGAAAGAAAAUUUGAACAACUUUCUAGGUAUGCUCCACACAUGGUAAACACUGAGCUGACGAAAACUAAAAGGUUUGAAAUGGGGUUAAAGCCAGAGAUUAAAGGAAUCAUGGCAGCCCAGCAGUAUACUACUUAUGCGGAAGUUGUACGUCGAGCACAAGCAAUUUCUAAUGGUUUAGGAUUGGAAAAGAAACCUCAACCCGACACCGAGAUUUCUGUAAAGAGAAAGUGGCAAGGUCACGACAAAGGUAGGAAUCAAAAUCAGAAAGUAAAGAUUUGGUCAAACUCAAACAAAACUUUUCCUCAAUGCUCCAAGUGCAAUAAGCGACACUUGGGAAAAUGUCAUCAAGGAAAGGAAUUAUGCUACAUUUGUGAUAAAAGUGGUCAUUUCCUUAGAGGAUGUUCAGAGAAGAAGAAAGAAGGUGACCAACUUAAGAAGGGAAAGGCCAGAGUAUUUGCUUUGACGGGAGAAAAGGAGGACCAGAACAUAGACGUAAUAACAGGUAUGUUACCAGUAUUCGACAUACCUGCUAUUGUUCUUAUGGAUUCUGGAUCGACUCAUUCAUUUAUUUCUAUGAUUUUUAUGGAUAAGAUUGGGAAUGAAUGCGUAGAAACGAAUAACAUUUUAGAAGUUAGUACACCCUCCGAGGAAGUCAUUAAUACUGAUCAAAUGGUUAAAAGUGUUAAGUUAGAGAUUGAAGGAAAAGUACUAAAGGUGGAUUUGUACAUCUUGGGAAUGAAAGACUUUGAUGUAAUUUUGGGUAUGGACUGGUUGGGUAGAAAUUAUAUAACUAUCAUAUGCCAUAAGAAUGAAGUCUUAUUUCAAAAACCUGGAGAAGAAAAAUUUUGA
Molecule: messenger RNA, 1083 nt
Organism: Olea europaea var. sylvestris
Lineage: Eukaryota; Viridiplantae; Streptophyta; Magnoliopsida; Lamiales; Oleaceae
Exons: 1
Coding region: 1-1083 (360 amino acids)
Molecular function (GO): zinc ion binding; nucleic acid binding
Source: RefSeq, a predicted model, not a curated record